AUGCACCGCACAGAAUGCGCAAUGAGCCUAAUACAGCAGGAGAUCGAUCGAAGUCAAGGAGACAGGCUGAAGCUUAUAUCAAUUCUGAAUGAUUUAAAUGCGCAAGAAAGGAAGAAUAUUUUACGCUUUGCAUGUGGUGCCCUUAGACGUCACAUUAUCCAGAAGAAAGAAUUUUUAUGCCAGGCGUAUGCUGCAGGAAAGUGUCUUUCAAAGAGGCUUAGUGGAAUUCUGGCUAGAAUUAACAUAAGACCAGGGCGAUGCAGAAGACUCUCUUCUCUUCCAAUUGCUAGAACAUUUAGGCACUCCAUCCUGGAAAUAGCAGAUUCUCAGGCAGAAAAAGAGUUACACGAUAUUUUUGUGGCAGUUGCUGACUUAAUUAAUUCCAGAUCUACGAGUGAAACAGAAGAACUUAGUGUGAGAAUACGCCUGCUGCACAGAGUAGGCAGAUCUGAUGAGAUUAACCAGACAGUCAUUCGGGCGUAUGAUACAGAAGUACCCGUAUAUAUGAGAAAUAUUAUAAGGCAAGGGACUGCAGAAGACUCAAAAAAUAUUCUUAGAAGGAUUGAGAGUCUACAGAAGAUCCCAGGAUUAUUCAACUGGACAAAUAUGGAAUAUCUUCCUAGGGAGACAAAAUAUCAAGUGCAACAGUAUUUAGGAGAUGCUGUAUUUGAUGAGGGUGUCCUUGGGGUGAAGGAGAUUCUUGUUCUGCUGCAAGAAAAAGAGAAAGACGCACUUUCCCUAUUGAUGUCAAACCGAAUAAGCAAAGCCUUCGGGAAGAGACUUCAAAGUGCACUAGCAGAAGCAUUGCUAGAAUAUGCAGGGAUACAAGCAUAUAAUCUCCUGCAGAUCAGGCAGAUGGAAUGGCCUGCAGAUGCAAGAAGAAAGAUCUUCCAAUUAACAAGAAAAUUAUUUAAAAAAGCCGUUAAGAAAACACCAAAUUCUUAUGCAAAAUUACUUGUAGAGAAGAUUAAAUCUUCCCCAGUGAAGGAAAUAAAGAAAGAAGAAGUGCCAUUCCUGCGGAUAAUUGCAGAGGAAGUCUCAAGCACAAAAUACUUCGAGAAUAAUUUGUGUGUCUCAUUGGUUAGAUCUCUUCUGUGUGAAGAGAAUAUUCAGCCAAUUCAAAGGGCUGUCAGAGUCAUCAGCAGCAAGUGGAAAUAUCCUUUGCGCAUGCGAGUGGCUGGAUUAAUCAGAGACUUCUCAGAGGCAGAGACCCUUCAGAAUGGAGCGGUCUCUCUGGUUCACACAAAUAGUUUCAGGUGGCCCAGGCUAAUUGAGCAGUUAAACCUGCCUGGAAUGCCUGAAAUAUCCAAAAUCAAGCAGAAAAUUGAACAGUCCAGGAAAAGACAGAAGGUAAAAAUGGAGUGGGUAGAUACUUUGUCCACUGUAGAAAUAGAAGUAGACUCAGAGAGUGCAAUUCUUUCAUUUCCGCAGUACUGGCUGAUUCAGCAGCUGUGCGAAAACAAGGAAUUUCCACUUUCCAGGUUUGAAGCCCUUCCUUUGCACAGAGAGCAAAUGGAACCGCUUUUGAAGAAAGGCAUUAUACAAGUAUCUUCAGACAGCCAGAAAAUAAGAAGGGGAAAUAACUUCAAUAAACCAACUGAAUGGACAGAUCUCCUUCCAGACUUUGCAGCAGAGGCAGAGGAAGAUGCAUCCGACAGAAAAAAAGUCCUUUUAAAUAUGGCUGCAGACAGCUACUUAGUCAGAGAAUUAAAGACAGAUUCACCGCAAGAGAAAAGUGUCCUAAUAUCUCGCCUAAUAAAGUCCCAUGGGAUCCCGCUUGAAUUGGCAGAUAAAAGGCUCAAUAUACUUCUGGAAAGAAACUUCUUAGUGUUUGAUAAGCAAGCAGGUACCCUUUCAUAUAAUCCAUAA
Molecule: messenger RNA, 1869 nt
Organism: Nematocida ausubeli
Lineage: Eukaryota; Fungi; Microsporidia
Exons: 1
Coding region: 1-1869 (622 amino acids)
Source: RefSeq, a predicted model, not a curated record